This is a messenger RNA of Coniophora puteana RWD-64-598 SS2, 1768 nucleotides long. RefSeq lists its product as uncharacterized. Lineage: Eukaryota; Fungi; Basidiomycota; Agaricomycetes; Boletales; Coniophoraceae. Bases 49 to 1575 code for a protein of 508 amino acids. Gene Ontology annotation, cellular component: nucleus. The transcript has 6 exons. The record is from RefSeq and is a predicted model, not a curated record.
CAUCUGAUCAAGCUCCUUCAGUUUUGUCUUUUUCUGCUAUAGAUAUCUAUGUCUUCACGCCGAAAGCCUCAAGUAGUAGGCACAAAGCUAAAGCAGACGACGCUUACAGGGGGUUUCAAUUCAUCACCAUCGAGCUCUCCACAUAAACCUUUACCUCGGUCAGCUCUCAUUCAGAAGCGUAGACGCCCUUCUCCAUCUUCAAGCUCAAAUCAUGAUGGCGACAUCUUGUGCACUGAUAGUGAUGUGGCAACCGUCCGAUUUGAAAAAUCCAGAAAAAUCCGUGACGAGGAUGAGUCUCCGAAACGACCAUCAACCAGAAAGCGUUUAAGACGCUCUCAGGUCAUUGACGAUGAUCAUGAGCCCGAACGGGGUGUUUCAUCAUCCGAUGAGAGUGCUGUCGGUGUCCCUGUCCACUGGAAAGGAAAACAAAAAGCACGCGCGUCGCGAGUUCUGGACGAAUCGGAUGACGAGCAACCUCGUAGGUCGAAGUUGGUCAAGGGCCAAAGACCUGAAUCUCAGGAAGACGAAGACUUGGAUAAUGAAGUAGACGAGAAAGAUAUUCUCGACACGCGUCUAAGAUCGCGUGGCAAAAAGACACCCUUUCAACGAAAUCUGGAUAGACUUAGGAGGAAAAGGCAAAAAUCCUCGCCGGAACAUGACACCUUAAGUGACGAGUCGGCUGCGAGCGAAGCGACCAGCGAUGACAAAGUCGCCCCAUUUAAAGGCGCUAAACCUAGCACUUUUGUUCGCUCUGAGUCAGCUAGCUCCGCUUCCUUGGAAGAUGAGGACAAUUUUAUAGUAGAGGAUGACGAUCAGGGAGGCCCAACCUACCUACCAGCGAUGUUCAGCAUGAACACCUACCAAGAUCUUGCACAUCACUUCAAGAUCAUUUGCCAACUAUUCGUUCACAUGGCCGUGCGACCUGUGCAUGAACGCCGUACCUUUAUGGAACAAAUGAUGCGAACAAAUGAAUACUUCUCUGUCCCACUUCAGGUCACUCGUAGGAAGUUAUCAGGACUUCGUGAUUCACUCGUCACCUCAUCUGUCUGGAAACCCGAGUUUAAACAACCUCUGGAAACUUAUCCAGGCUUUGAGAAACUGCAGCUACACUACGUGGUGCCAGGAUGCGAUGCGUGUCAGCUGGGUGGUCGGAAAUCGACAUUACUAGGAAGGGUGACCGGCCUUGCUUACAACAAACUUGAUUUUGAGCCUGAGUCUAGUUCUGAUUCGGACUCGGACAGUGAGAGCGAGUCUGAGGUCAAGAAGGAAUUUAACUUGGGGAGAUUUUGUGCUGCGCGCACAGAAGUUUUCCAUGAUUUUAACCAUUGGGAGCAUCGAUUAUACCAGGCACUGCUCUUUGAAGUCGAUAACCUACGCAACACCGGCUUAGGCUUUGUCAAGGUGGCAUUUGCUGGAGGCGUACGGCCCCCAGAGGAUGUACAAGAUGGAGAUGCUGUGAUGGAAUGGCUCGAUCAACGCAAUGUUAUCGACAUUCAGUGGCAGCUCGUUCGAGGAAUGAUGGACCGUGCAAGAAACCUGGAAGUAAGAUCAAAGAAAGGCGAAGACGCAGACUAGGCUUAAUUAACGUUUGAGGAACUUAUUGUACUUGGCGACUGCUAAAGCUCUGUUCUAGCAUACUUGCGCUUCGGUUCUCUUCAUUGUCUAACCCAACGGUUAAAUGUACUGUUGGGGGGAUAGUUGUCAAGGAAUUCCUAUUGUGCUGUCGAUAGUUUGUAAUUUUUUGAAUAUUGGGUAGUUCGCUAAUGGC